AUGAAGACUGCGUGUUUUCUGUGUGCAGAGGCCAUUGUAGACAUGAACGUAUGUUACAUCCUGGAUGGCAUUCUCAUCCUGUACGGCAUCAUUCUCACUGUGUUGUACUGCAGACUGAGGAUGAGUCCGGCCAAGAAAACGCCUGCCAAUCAGCCUGAGAAGCAGCCUGCAGAGGGAGGCAUCUAUGCGGGCCUGACUUCUUGCAGCACUGAUACCUACGAGACCAUCAAGAUGGAUAAAAAGGCCAUAGUGUGAUGGAGGGAGGUUUGGUGCAGAGAGGAUGCUGAGCACAGUGUCCAUCCUCUCCAGGCUUUAUACUGUACAUUAGGCUGUGUGAACGUGUGGCAGGUGUGCGUAGAGUUUCUAUACAUGACUUUUCUAACCCCUUUUUUUUAUUUGUAAAAAUAUCACUUUUAUUUCUACACUUUUUUGUCAUGCAUGAAUGAAAUGUUCAAAUUAAAUUAAUUUAACACUUUCCUAAUAAAGGCUACGUCAGUG
Molecule: messenger RNA, 498 nt
Organism: Chelmon rostratus (copperband butterflyfish)
Lineage: Eukaryota; Metazoa; Chordata; Actinopteri; Chaetodontiformes; Chaetodontidae
Gene: fcer1gl
Product: Fc receptor, IgE, high affinity I, gamma polypeptide like
Exons: 4
Coding region: 1-255 (84 amino acids)
Biological process (GO): cell surface receptor signaling pathway
Cellular component (GO): Fc-epsilon receptor I complex
Molecular function (GO): IgE receptor activity
Source: RefSeq, a predicted model, not a curated record